CGGUGCGUGCUGACCGGAUGCGUGGCGGGAGGAACAAGUUUGGACCCAUGUACAAGCGAGACCGUGCCUUAAAGCAGCAGAAGAAAGCUCUUAUCCGUGCCAAUGGCUUCAAGCUGGAGACCGUCCCUCAGAUCAUGUCCCCGGUGCAGAACGAUUACAGCCUGACCUCCACCAUCCACAGCAUCCACGCCAUGUCCAAGACCCUGCCACCCAACCCCGCCGCCCUGACGUCCAUCGACUACGAGCGCAGCCCCUACGGGACCCCGUCCCUGGGAAUGACUGUGCCCAACCACCCGCCGCUCACCGGCUACCACUACCCCUCCUUCACCAACCGCACCAUCAAGUCUGAGUACCCGGACCACUACACAAAUGCACAAGAGUCCAUGCCCACCUAUGUCUAUCCAGAGACCUACCCCAGCAGCUCCCCCCCCGACAUCCCCGAGGUCAUCCUGAAGCUGCUGCAGCUAGAGCCCGAUGAGGCGCAGGUGAAGGCACGGAUCCUGGCCUGUCUGCAGCAGGAGCAAGGCAAAGGGCGGCACGAGAAGCUCAGCACCUUCGGCCUCAUGUGCAAGAUGGCCGACCAGACCCUCUUCUCCAUCGUGGAGUGGGCGCGGAGCUGCAUCUUCUUCAAGGAGCUGGAGGUGGGCGACCAGAUGAAGCUGCUGCAGAACUGCUGGAGUGAGCUGCUGGUGUUCGACCACGUCUACCGGCAGCUGCAGCAUGGCAAGGAGCACAGCGUGCUGCUGGUCACUGGCCAGGAG
Mesitornis unicolor (brown roatelo) is the source of this 761-nucleotide messenger RNA. Its product is annotated as steroidogenic factor 1-like. Gene Ontology annotation, molecular function: nuclear receptor activity; RNA polymerase II cis-regulatory region sequence-specific DNA binding. The record is from RefSeq and is a predicted model, not a curated record. The transcript is spliced from 2 exons. Gene Ontology annotation, biological process: tissue development; hormone-mediated signaling pathway; regulation of transcription by RNA polymerase II. The annotation marks the transcript as partial. NCBI's taxonomy places the organism in Eukaryota, Metazoa, Chordata, Aves, Mesitornithiformes, Mesitornithidae. Gene Ontology annotation, cellular component: RNA polymerase II transcription regulator complex.